This is a messenger RNA of Drosophila grimshawi, 486 nucleotides long. It is a transcript of the gene Cp15, whose product is annotated as chorion protein S15. The record is from RefSeq and is a predicted model, not a curated record. Bases 38 to 346 code for a protein of 102 amino acids. NCBI's taxonomy places the organism in Eukaryota, Metazoa, Arthropoda, Insecta, Diptera, Drosophilidae. The transcript is spliced from 2 exons.
GAUUGAUUACCACAACCAACAAAACUAAAUAUUCAACAUGAAGUUCCUGAUUGCUUUUGUCGCCAUCGCCUUCUUCGCCUGCGUUAGCGCUGGUGGAUAUGGCAACAUUGGUCUGGGUGGUUAUGGACUGGGUAAUGUUGGCUACCUUCAGAACCAUGGCGGUGGCUAUGGACGCAGACCUAUUCUGAUCUCCAAGUCUUCGAACCCCAGUGCUGCUGCUGCCGCCGCUGCUGCCUCCUCUGGUGUCAAUUCCGGUCUAUACAACCAGCGUGGCGUCAUCGGAUACGAGCUUGAUGGUGGCAUCCUUGGUGGUCACGGUGGUUAUGGCGGAGGUCUGGGCUAUUAAUUCAGCCACCUCCAAUUGAACGAAAUGACAAUUUGUUCAAUGGACCAGCAACAGCUAAUGAAGAAAAAGAAGCUGUUGCCAAAGCUGUGACUAAAUAAAAACCGCUGAAUGCCGCGGAGCAUGUUGAACAAAAAAUUCUA